Capra hircus (goat) is the source of this 877-nucleotide messenger RNA. It is a transcript of the gene PPDPF, whose product is annotated as pancreatic progenitor cell differentiation and proliferation factor. Gene Ontology annotation, biological process: multicellular organism development; cell differentiation. The record is from RefSeq and is a predicted model, not a curated record. NCBI's taxonomy places the organism in Eukaryota, Metazoa, Chordata, Mammalia, Artiodactyla, Bovidae.
GUACCACCUUAUAAGGGGGACGCGUCCGCGCGUGCGCGCCCUCACGUCUGGUUUGCGGAGUGGCAGCCUGCUUUUUCUUACGCAGAUGGGCUCUGUGGCCUAGCGCCCCCGUGCCCACCGUCCGUGAUCUCACGCCGAGGCCCUCGAGGGGUCGCCGCCGAGGUGGGGCCCGGGCGGCGCGUGGAUGAAGUCGAGCGGCCUGAAUGGGCAGCAGGGGGCGGCCGGUUUCCACCAGCCCGCAAGCAAGAGCAUGGCAGCCAUCCCCUCCAGCGGCUCGCUCGUGGCCACCCACGACUACUACCGGCGCCGCCUGGGCUCCACUUCCAGUAACAGCUCCUGCGGAAGUGCCGAGUACCCUGGGGAAGCCAUCCCCCACCACCCAGGUCUCCCCAAAGCAGACCCCGGACACUGGUGGGCUAGCUUCUUCUUCGGGAAGUCCAGUCUCCCGUUCAUGGCCACAGUGCUGGAGUCUCCAGAGCACUCGGAGUCUGCCCAGGCCUCCACCAGCACGAUCACCUGUGACCUGGCUCGGGAAGCUGUGGGGAAGCAGCAGCCCAGCGGCCAGCCUGGCAAAACCACUGCAGGCCCCCGUCCUGAGUCACCAUCACCAGCUGCCAGGCUUCCUUCCAAGGCGCUAGGCUCAUCAGAGCCCUCUUCCUCCCCCUGCCCUGUACCCUCCCUUCCCCUCCUUUCCCCAAGACCAAGCAGGCUGCAGUCAGGGGAAGCAGUUUGGUUUUUAAUAUCAAAACAGCAAAACACCAAAAAGGAAGUUGAGAGAAUACCACUCUCUGCCAUCCGAGCCACAUGAACGCGCCUUCCUCACACCCCAUGACCCUGUGCCUUGCACCAAGUGGACAAUAAACUCCAGGAGUGAGCA